Molecule: messenger RNA, 783 nt
Organism: Brienomyrus brachyistius
Lineage: Eukaryota; Metazoa; Chordata; Actinopteri; Osteoglossiformes; Mormyridae
Gene: mrpl52
Product: mitochondrial ribosomal protein L52
Exons: 5
Coding region: 99-497 (132 amino acids)
Biological process (GO): mitochondrial translation
Cellular component (GO): mitochondrial large ribosomal subunit
Molecular function (GO): structural constituent of ribosome
Source: RefSeq, a predicted model, not a curated record
UUGCGCCCCAUCUAGUGGUUUGAUUUAGAAAAUCGAGUUUGUACAUUGCUUCGUUUGUCCGCCUUGAGUUUCCGUACCAACCAGCAAACACGCUAAACAUGGCGAUGACUACGAGGGUGCUGUGUUCUGCAUCUUUCCGAUUGUCGUCACGCUUUUUCUCACUGACGGCUGGGACGCCGGCGGGAAGCAAAUGGAGAUUAGAACAUGGUUUAGCUCGCUCUGGAUCAGAAUAUGGCCCCCUCACCGAUUUACCUGACUGGUCUUAUGCUGACGGUCGCCCUGCUCCUGCGAUGAAGGCCCAGGUUCGGAGGCAGAGGGAAAGGGCGGAGUUCGCGAAACGGGUGGUGGCCCUCAGCGAAGAGAUGGACAGGGGGAUACAGCGAUGGAAGCAGGGAAAGGAAGACGCACAAGCUAUGGAGGAGGAGAAGAAGUCAUUACGUCUGAAACCUAAAGGCAGACUCCUUCUGGAAACGAAAAAGUCGAGGGACUCUUUGUAAAUACUGUGAAAGGAUCCAGUUUGCGUCUUCUGGUUCUUCCUCUACAUUUAUACGUAACACAUGUUCAGAAGGCGAAAUCGCCUCAUCCGUGGAUUGUGGGUGAUGGCAAUUCCUGUGGUUUUCAUGCUUUGUGUCUUUGUUUGUCAUUGUACAUUGUAAAACUUUAGAAUCUUUAAAAUGGGGCUCGUCACCUUGUUCUUUCAUAUUCAGAGGCGUUUAUACCACAGAAAGGGUUUGCUACACCUGCCGCUGAACUGCAUUUAUAUAUAUAAAAAGUUACACCAUC